CCGAGCAGGAAACGACAUCUUCAGACUUCUGCCCAACCACGACAGGACCCGGGCUCGCACCCGGAGCCCAGCGGUCCUCCCCGAGACGAACUUGCCCCACGCCACACUGACCCGCGGGACGGCUUCCGACCGGGUUCCCUAGCCACAGCCUUACCUGUGGGCCACCUACUUUCCGCCUCCCCCCACCCCCCGGCCCCCCGUGGAUGCUCAGGCCCACGCCGGGGACCUCGGGCAGCAGUGAGAGGGACCACCCAGCUCAUCCCUCAGCGCCCCUCCAGGGGGUCGAGCAUGCUGAUUGUCCCUUGGAGCACACUCGCUCCAGACAUCUGACAAGAUGCUAGCCAUGAGGCUGUUCACUUGCUUUCUGCAGCUCCUGGCUGGGCUGGCGCUGCCUGCUGUGCAUCCCCAGCAGAGGGCCCUGUCUGCUGGGAAUGGCUCAUCAGAAGUGGAAGUGGUGCCUUUCCAUGUAGUGUUGGGCCGCAGCUACUGCAGGCCAAUGGAAACAUUGGUGGAUAUUUUGACUGAGUACCCCAGCGAGGUGGAGCACAUAUUCAACCCUUCCUGCGUCUCCCUCUUGCGCUGUACUGGCUGCUGUGGUGAUGAGCAACUGCACUGUGUACCAGUGAAGAUGGCCAAUGUCACCAUGCAGAUCCUGAAAAUCCCCCAUCAGCUUGAGUUGCAGGCCUCCAUGGUAGAGCUGACAUUCUCUCAACACGUGCUCUGUGAAUGCAGACCUCUGGAGUUGACAAAGCCAGAAAGGAGGAGACCCAAGGGCAGGGGAAAGAGGAAGAAAGAGAAGCAGAAACACACAGACUGUCAGAAAGCCCACCUGGGUGGUGACUGGAGCUAACCAGCUCUGUGGAGGAGAGACCCCAUGUCCAGCUCGUAUAUUUAUUACCGUUACCUUCAGUGACCUCCUGCUGGUACCUACCCUCUAUUUAUUAGCCAACUGUAUCCCUGCUGAAUGACUUGCGCCCUCCAUGACGAUGGGCGGGGAGGGACAGGACCCUCAGGAAUUCAGUGCCUUAAACAGAACGUGAGAGAAACAAAUGAAGCCAACCACAGACUCGUGGGAGCUUCGGCUUGGGAAGAAGCAAGACGUGUGGCUUCGCAAGGGACAAGCUGGGGUGCGGAGGCCCGAGGAUGGAGAAGAAAAGACAGUGACCUGGCUCUGGCCCCUUCUCCUGGGGGCUCCUGCCUGAGGCUGCGCUGCGGGUGUCUGUGCAGCCAGCGUGGCUCUGGUGGAGCGGGCGGCAGGCAGCCAGUGGAGGAGACCCAGCCACGUCCUCCAGGCCUCCUUGUGCUGGCCGCCGCCCUCCGCCCUGGAGACUUGGACGUUCACUUCUGCAGAGCAGUGCCUGCUGUGGGUCUUUGCUGCUCCUUAUUGCCUAUCUCAUUGUGCCUGCUCAUUCCGGAAUAUUGUCCCAGCAAGGUGCCACCACCCUGCCCCCUCUCAGGGACACAAAAAGUGGCCUCGAGCUGAACAUAUGGCAGACUGGAUAAGGAGCAGCCUGGUCAAAUGGACUUAAAGUCACCAGGAGCAGGGCUGUGUGGCCUGAGCCCCAUGGCUGCGGACAGUGGGGCGGAUCCCCAAGGCCUCUGUGCUCUACCAGCCGCCCCUGCGGGCCAUCUGA
This is a messenger RNA of Dipodomys ordii (Ord's kangaroo rat), 1634 nucleotides long. RefSeq names its product placental growth factor (gene Pgf). Gene Ontology annotation, molecular function: chemoattractant activity; vascular endothelial growth factor receptor binding; growth factor activity. Bases 335 to 850 code for a protein of 171 amino acids. The record is from RefSeq and is a predicted model, not a curated record. Gene Ontology annotation, cellular component: membrane. Lineage: Eukaryota; Metazoa; Chordata; Mammalia; Rodentia; Heteromyidae. Gene Ontology annotation, biological process: positive regulation of mast cell chemotaxis; vascular endothelial growth factor signaling pathway; sprouting angiogenesis. The transcript is spliced from 7 exons.